Molecule: messenger RNA, 3102 nt
Organism: Anguilla anguilla (European eel)
Lineage: Eukaryota; Metazoa; Chordata; Actinopteri; Anguilliformes; Anguillidae
Product: zinc finger protein Gfi-1
Exons: 4
Coding region: 741-2582 (613 amino acids)
Biological process (GO): regulation of DNA-templated transcription
Molecular function (GO): RNA polymerase II cis-regulatory region sequence-specific DNA binding; DNA-binding transcription factor activity, RNA polymerase II-specific
Source: RefSeq, a predicted model, not a curated record
CCACUGUCUGCUAGUUGACGUUAGCUGAACACGAUUUCUAUGCCUUGGUGAAGAUGUGUGAUCGCUUCUGCCUAACAUCAUGUAUCUCUUGUUUUGCUCGCUGACUUGCAUAGUUUCUUUACGAAACUGUUAUUUUACACUGGAUAGCAAUUUGGUUAUCGUAUUGAAUGUCUAGCUAACUGGCAUUGAACACCGUUGGCAUGUGGCAAGUUGGCUGUUGGCUUCUGAAACUUGGAUGGUUGGUUGUGUGAUUUAAACCAGGGGUGUACAAUCUCAACCCAAAGGGGCGGUGUGAGGGCAGGUGUUUGUUUUAGUUCAGCAAUACGACACUUGAUCCAGGUAAUUGUAAUGUAAAUGUAAUUGCGUUAUCACGAAACCUUGACAAGUAGAUUCAGAUGUCUUACUGCUGGCUAAAACAAAGAACCAACAGCCACGCCGACCCGUUUUCGAUAAAAUUGGACACCCCUGAUUUAAACGAAAGCUGCCGUAUGUCAUUGACGUUAGCUGGCAACAUUUGAUGUAGUUGACUAGUUACCUAGAUUGUACGACUAUUCAAAUGUCUGUCUGACGUUGAGCAGUGGAAAAUUCUUAUGUUCAAGCGAGUUGGAUUAACAUAAUACGCUAGUGCCAGCUGUCAAGAGGAGUAGUUGGAUACGACUAAGUUACUGAGUAAUUUUGUCGACACCCGAACUAACUGUGUGUGUGUCUCCUGUCACAAAGUUAAGAGCCACAGCGCGGCGAUGGCUGACUCGGUGAAGACCUUCCAGACACACUUGACGUCCGUCAUGGACAGUCUAAUCAGAGCGUCGGUCUGUGAGAUAACAAAGCUGUUCCAGGACACGGUCAACGAUUACCUUGUGGAAAUAUCGCUGAACAGAAAAGAGAACGAGGCUCUGAAACUGAGACUGAGGCUAACGGAAAACAAGCUUAGGAACGAGCGGAAGUACGGCAUGGGCUGGGCUGCCAGUCGCCGCGCCUCCGGCCUCCUGGUUUCGGACGAGAGCGGGCGGAAAAGACGGAGAUCUGAAAUCCCCAGAGUUAAGCAGAGGGAGGGCUCAGGGUUUGGGAAGGGCUGGGCGGGCAGCCCCUGGGAGGAAGGAGGCGCAGCUGCAGGGGAGGCGGGAGAGGAGGCGCGGGACGUGUUCCUGGUCCAGCUCCAGGGGGCAGAGGAGGACGAGGAGGUGUGUGUGCCUCGGGCGAGAGAGGAGGCCGCCAGCAUCAAGGAGGAGUCCACAGAGAUGGAGAGCGGGUACCGGCCCGAAUCUCUGCGGCUCAUACAGGAAGCGCUCCAGAUGGACCCCGCCGACCCCACCCUGCACCCGGGCCCCAGGAUCCAUCUGGAAGGAGACCUGGACGCUAGUGUGGGGCUCCCCAGCGUUGGGGAGAGGGGUCCCGCGGAGCAGGGGCCCGGGGAGGAGGAGUGGGGGGUGGCUCCCCCCCCUGUGAAGGAGGGUGGGGCGGAGGAGGCGGGGUUUGGGGAGCAGCACAGGCCCCGCCCAGGCAUGGGAGGGGUGGGGGAGGAGCUGAACGGGCUGGAGAGCGCGCUGAAGGCGGAGCGAGGCGGCGAGCGCGACCCGGCGGGGGCGGAGCCUAACGGCGCCGGAGGCGGGGACUUCGCGGACUCCGCCCCCGAGGGCCUGGGGGAGCUGGAGUACGCCAUGGCGCAGAAGUACAUCGGCCUGGACGGCAUGUGCAGCUCGGAACAGGACGCCGCCGCCGCCCCCACACACCCGGCUGAGCGCGACGGGGACGGCCUGCUGGGCUUCGCCGGUCCCGCGCGCGGGAUGGAGCCCCGGCCCGGCUGGCCCAAGCGGGGGAGGGAGGGGGACGGCGUGGCGGUGGAGCGGCUGGUGGCGCUGCCCGGGCCCCUGGACGUGCCGCCCUUCGCGGGCACUGGCGUGGGGGCGGGGCUGGGGGCGGGGCCGGGGGAGGGCGGGGACUUUGCCCACUUCUGCGCCGGGUGCGGGGCUGGGUUCGCCUCCGCGGCCGACCUGGAGGAUCACCCCUGCCUCCUGCCCGUCCAGAACCAGAACCAGAACCAGAGCCAGAACCAGAACCAGAGCCAGAGCUGCGGCGUGUGCGGGAAGACCUUCAGCCAGGCGGCCCACCUGCGGGCCCACAUGCGGCUGCACGGCGGAGAGCCCGGCGUGGAGAGGCCGUACCGCUGUGCCCCCUGCGGCCGGGCCUUCUCCCAGCCCUGGAGCCUGAAGAACCACGAGUGCCUGCUGCCCGCGGAGGGCCAGAGGCCGCACCGCUGCCCGCUCUGCGGCAAGCGCUUCACCCACUCCCGCUCGCUGGAGCGCCACCAGCUGGUGCACACCGGGGAGAGGCCGCACCGCUGCCCCCAGUGCGGCCGCAGCUUCAGCAGGCUGGGCAACCUGGAGCGGCACCAGCGCAUCCACACGGGCGAGCGGCCCUACGCCUGCGCCGCCUGCGGCAAGCGCUUCAGCCGCGUGGAGUACCUGAAGAGGCACCAGCAGAUCCACAGCGGCGAGCGGAGCGCGCUCCAGUGCAUUCACUGCGGCAAGGCCUUCAGCGCGCCAGAACUGCUCAAAGACCAUCGCUGCAUUUACGCUGUCUGAGCUCAGAGACACCGCUGCGUUUACGCAGUCUGAGCUCAGAGACACCGCUGCGUUUACGCUGUCUGAGCUCAGAGACACCGCUGCGUUUACGCUGUCUGAGCUCAGAGACACCGCUGCGUUUAUGCUGUCUGAGCUCAGAGACACCGCAGUUCCUCUUCUUGUUUUUUUGGGUAACGUUAUUAAAAGCUCUUUGUCACGGUGGUGGUUGUUGUGCACGCUUCUCCAUCUCGGGCCUAUAAAAGCCUUCAUUCACGCCGGAAGGCUCUGCGUGAAGACGGAAAAACCACAGCGGGCGUGUUUGUGUGAUCGGACAGACGACAAAGCUGGGCCUUUGGCUCGUAAAAGAGAACAAAAAAGAAUUGUGCUUUAUUUAUGGAUCCUUCGGGUUUGAUUUGAUAUUCACUUGAGAGGGAAAUAACUCAUACUAUUGUUUUAUUACAAGAUCAAACCAUUUUGUCUUUUGUACUGUUUAUUUCAUGGAUAUAUUAUUAUGUAAUAUUAAUAAAUGUAAAAUAUUAUA